GUCAAGACUAGAAAACUGCAUCCAGGCCGCCAGCCCUUGUCUAAAAGGGGACUCACACAUUCUAGAAAGGGUCCAUAGCAAGGCAACACGUAUGGUUCUCGGAAUGACUAAUUUAUCAUACGGGGAAAGACUAGACAGUUUAAAUCUCUUCUCCGUAGGCAGAGAGGAGAUUUAAUCACAAUGUUUAAAAUUUUAAAUAAUGACUACGGACCUGACCUAUUCUCUCUUUUCCUUCCUACCAGGUCGGAACACCUUAGAGAACAUAGCAAGAGAGUUCAAAAGCCGAGAAGAAAUCAUAUUGCUGUUGAGUGCUGGUUCUCACUUCGAGUCAUAAACUCUUGGAACCGACUCCCAGAAGAAGUGGUGUCUGCAACCUCAACUGAUUCGUUCAAGAAGGGUUUGGAAAACCACAGAAAUUUACUAGAAAAGGAUUAACAUAGGCUCCAAGCCUUCUAUCCUCAACCAAUAAAUCUGAAAUCUUAAUAUGUCCUGUGAGGGCUGCAACAACGCUGAUGAGCAAACCUAAUAGGUCCUGAUCUACUCCUGAAAAUCCCUCGAAAAAGAACACGGAGCUGAAUUCGUUCUAGUCAUGCUGAAAACCAGCACUGAGUUCUAGUCUGUGCCAUUAAACAAUCCAUUUCAGAACAGAUUCAGAAUUUACUCACUAUAGGAUGCUAGAAUUAUCUCAGAAUUACUGAGAUUUAAUUGAGCAUUAUUGUAAGCUUGGGUAAUCUACAAAUUAGAGUAGGUUCAUAGUCUUUUCAUGAAAUUCGGAACACUGAUGAGAUCUUCCAUGAGGCAGGAUAAGGCGUAAUCUUUCCUUUUGUGGUAGAUCAGUCAUACCAUGAGUCAUAAAUUGUCUUCCUUUGAGGCACACAGAACAUCAGUUUUCCUUAAGACAUGAGCAUUUCUGUAGUUUUGACCUCACCGGAGAUGUAAGGUCAUGAACAUCUAACUGGUGAUUCUCGCAAAGUCUUGGAUUAGGGUUUAGAACUGCAAGCUGCCACCGCGUAACAGUCUACCGUGGUUUUGGGUCAUGACUAACUAUAACACCUAGUUAUGUGUGCAUCUGAACAAAAGGGAGUGAAUUUCACUCUGUGUCAUCCCAGCUGAUACUUGAGUGUUCACUGUGCUUGUGUAGGAACUUCAUUACGUUGGUUGACAGCAUCCAUUCUCUGGACCACUCUAAUAUUGUCGACAUCUUCCAGUGUCAGCAUAUAGAUAUCACCAUAAGGCUUUCGUCAAAUCUUUAGGUGAUCUGAGUAGAGGACUUCGGGAGAUUUAGUGAGCCUAGGUAAUUCGUUGAUAUAGAGGAUGCAUAGGAGGAGGCUGUGUACGGUACCUUGUGGUGCACCACUACACACCUUUGUCGAUAAAGAGAGUUUUGAGUUGAUCUUGACUUUGUGUCCUAACGACGAGGAAUUCCUUAAUCCAGUUUAGCAGGCGGUUCUUGACCCUACAACUCUCCAGUUUUCUGAGAAGUCUUGUUUGAAUCUACGGAGACGAUGUCAACAGAUUUUUCUGUUGUCUCUGGGCCUAAAUCAACCUUCCCUUGCUGUAAGGUUCGUCAGACACGAGAGGUUUCUCCGGAAACGGUGAUAUGCUGAGGAUAGAAAUCUAUUUUCCAAAUACGUUCGAUUGUUAUUUCUUCUUCCCGAUCACGAAGUAACACUCCAUAAGAGAAAUAGCCUUCAAGGUCGUAGUCAGUGCACUAGAUGUGUGAGCUGCCAGCUCCCUGAGGAGCCUUGGGUGUAGGUCAUCUGGUUGCAUUAAUUUUGGUUUGUUUAGUUUCUUUAGGGAUUGGAAUACGAUGGUUUGGUCGGUGUCGGUAGAAUUUACUUUGUUUCCUUGUUGCUGCGUCAGAGGUGUUGCUACGGGUGGUGACGACUCUUGUGUGCGGAAUUUGCAGACAACCAUUUCUUUCUCUUUUUGCUUGGUUCUUUUCGAUUUCGUCGGAAUCAGUUUUGAGGCUCCAUUGGAAGACUUAUUGUUAAGACCCAUACACGAAAAUAUUUUCUUGGAACUGCAAUAUACCGCUAUGGGGCAGUCUCUCGUUCUUUUGUCUUUUAGUCUACAUCACAAAGUUCGCAUGGUCCUGUGACAUGCAAAGCUAGGUACUUCUUGCCAGGUAUAACUACUCCACUCCUCUGAGGUUAUUGUAUUUUCCCUGAGCACGAUGACGUUUUGAAGACUAACGUCAUUGUGGUUAAUUUCGGAUGUUAGCCAUGAUUCCGUAUUGACAAUGUUAUAGUCAACUACACUACCAGGCUUAGUCCUUUACUGCAACAAACUGCGGGCAUUAGUGUAGCAGACUGUUUGGUCAUUUCGGUGCUUCAGGGUAUCACCCAAAGAAGUUUGGGAGUCAUUAAACCUCAAACUUUUACCCACCGGAAACCUUUAAUAACCCUCGCCCUCGUGCUCUCAGCUCCAAUGCAGCAAACUGUCCUUUUUGCUGUUUGCUAGACCUAAGUCUGUAGGGACUGAGAUGUUCGAUCCCUUAAAGGUUUGAGAAUUUCACCUCUUAGUUUUUGAGUUUAAUGACUUUGAGAAGGCGCAUCGACUGAAUACUGUAAAGUCAGCCUCUUGGCGAAUUCUGCACAGACUGAAUGGCAAAACCUGUUACCUUUGUAGGGGGUAACCUGUUUAGUCCGACUAAACAGUAAUUGCGUUCGAACCUUGGCCUUCGAUCUAGAACUUUGGGUUCUUCCACAUUAUGGAGGAUGAGUGACCUGUCAAAGAGAUCAUGUUUGGUGCGGUUGGCCUUUUUGCUUUUAGAUAACGGUAUUUCUACAAAUUUCAAGGGUAAUAUGUCUUGUGAAGUGGUUUUGUGUUGCUUUCUGCAAGUCACAACAUCAUUCACAUUCUCUGGCGUUCUCUUCGCCGAACUUUGGCGGUGAUUGCUUACUAUCUACCUGCGCUGUGAAUGAGGCUAUAUCUGCAAUGGCGACUUGCGCUGUUGGUCUCCAAUUCUCGCUACGCAUUUUCCUUCUGAGGGCGCUAACAGUGUCUCAACGAGGGUUCUUUUUGGUGUGUCGAUGGCGCAAACAGCAUGGUCGGUGUCCGAGCACAGGUUGUUUAUCCCCUGUGAUAGAUGACCUUUUUAAUCUAGAAGCUUCAGUGCCCCAUCAAGCACCACCCCAACAAUCAUUAAACAGCCAAUAAGCAAGGAGCUUGUAGUAACGCUUGUAUGCUGCAGGGGUCACGUUGGUGAAUAUAUUAUGCAGCCACCGAUUGCUGUUAUCACAUUGCAUAACAUCCUUCACUGGAUAGUGAUACAUUCGCUUCCCACAACCUUUCCUUGUACGCAUAUUUUCAAAAUGUAAAUGCUUUAUCACAGAAAGUGUGGCACUUAUAAGCAAACAAAGAUUACCCACAGUACAGAUCAGGAUUUUAUGAAAAAUACAAAAACUGGGAAGCUAGACUGCUAAAAACACGCUUUCUACGGCUAAGUAACCUCGAAACCUAUAAAAAACUUGUAGUGUAUCAAACAACAAGAGCUGGAUUAAAAAUCACUCCCUUUUCAAAAUUCUCUCUUCAGCAUUCACUAGGAAAUUAAAUUUUAUUGACUACUUAAGUGAAUCGUGAUCCUAGUACUAGUUCUCUUAAUUAGCUGGAGCUUAAUGCCGCCUUAUAUUCUGCGAAAAACAGUUUGUUUCCGGAAUACUCGGUUCUUAUCAUUUGCUAUUUGACUUUUAUUUCAAGUGAGCUGAAUGCAUAACAAGUUAGAAAUUUUUUCAAGUCCUUAUACAAAGGAAAUUAUUGGUCUAAUCUUAUACUGUUGAAGUGUGCGAAUAACUGAAUUACUCAUUAUUUGGUGGUUGCCGGCAGAUCAGUUUGUAUCAAAUAGCGGAUGAUCUUUUGUUUUAUUUGGGAUCAACUUAUUCUGCGAUGUAUUUUAACUGUUUCAGUUCACAUACUGUCGUCUAAAUCUGGCUAUAUAAGUAAAAUAUCAUCCCAAAUUAAGCAAUUGAGGCGAGAGUGACCUAGUUGACUUAAUUUUUACGAAGUUGUAACAAGGGUAUUCCACCUACAUAUUCCCUUCGGUUACAUUCAAUUGGCUGGAAAAAUUAACAUUUGCACCUGUUUCCACAUUACAGCAGCAAAUGGUCAACUUUUGCACUUUCGUUAAACUUCAACAACUUACUAAACUUCAUAUACACCUUCUCCUUAAUGAAUUUGAAUAGAGGAAUAACAACACAUGGUGCAGGAUACAACGGAUCCAUUGUUUAUUUCUUCGGUAUCAUGUCAGCUGCAUACAAACUAAGUUAUGAAAUUUAAUACUUCUGUCAUAUUUCUAAUAUACUUUAGUUCUUUGGAGAUAUUUCGUGGAACAGUAAUUGAGAAUUCUCAUAGUACAUAAAUGAAUCAAAUGUUAAGUUAGUAAAAUGUAGAAUAUUUCUGUGUUGUGAUCGAAGUUUCUCGAAUAAGACAAGAAAUGCGGAGCACGGGUAACAACAAGAUAUUGAGAUAAAUAAGUGGUAGGAAAUUGCUAAUACAUAAAUGAGACAUGAAAAAAUACCUUGAGUUAAGACCAUUCGGUCAGAUAUCAGGCACAUUAAUCAUGACGCUUACCAAGUGGUGAAGUAACUAAGAGUGAAAAAUCUACAUUUCUGUUUAAUAGAUAAUAUGAUCAAUUAAGGUUAAAAAGAAGUUGCCAAGGUAUGGACAAACUUAGUAAAGCUUCUGUUUAAACACGUAGAACACGUCUUAGCCUUUUUGAUAGUGAUGGCCUCUAAGAAAUUCCAGACACUUAUGUUUGAUUGUUUAUUAUUCUGACAGAAUUCGAGACGUCUAACUGAUGUCCUUUGUUAUUCAGAUAUAUUGAUGUCCGCUUUUUACUAUUUUAUUAGAGAAACUUCGAUCACACCAUACAUAUAAUUACAGAAAUAUUUUGUAGUUUACUAACUUAACAUUUGAUUCAUUUAUGUACUAUGAGAAUUCUCAAUUACUGUUCCACGAAAUAUCUCCAAAGAACUAAAGUAUAUUAGAAAUAUGACAGAAGUAUUAAAUUUCAUAACUUAGUUUGUAUGCAGCUGACAUGAUACCGAAGAAAUAAACAAUGGAUCCGUUGUAUCCUGCACCAUGUGUUGUUGCUUUGUUCAACAACCUACUUCUGGAAGUCACUUUCAUCUGUUCCCACUUUUGACACAAUUUAUUAUUCUUGUAAAAAUUGUGUGAAUAAGUUCAAGUUAAAGGGGGAAUAAAUUAUGUACGUGCUUAGCGUUUAGGGAAAAAAACAUGCAUGAGAUCAAUUUCGUGUCAUUUUACUUAGGAUUGCAAACAUAAAUUUGCAGCAUCUUAGGCAUACAUUUAUUUAUUUUGAAAUUAUUCAGAUUGGUUUCCACCUUACCUGCCCACCAUUAAUUAAUUUGGGAACUGAAUACUAAUAGAUCAAUGCAAUUCCUGGAUAAUUUUCGAAAUACUGACCGUAAUCGUCUUCGCAACAGUGUUGUAUCAAUCAUUUCAGGAUUUCUAUUUGCAUUGGGCUGGUGGAUAGCGAUUGAUGCGGCUGUUCUUUUUGCUGAGGAUAAUGCUUUACCCAAUGCGUAUCACACCGCAGGCGUGUUCAGCACUAUUGCUUUUAUUCUGGUUAAUAGUGUUCCAAAUGGAGUGUUGAGAGACGAAUUUUCAGACAGUCGUAUUGGAAGACGUGGAGCUCUAAUAUGCUUGUUCGUUGCCUUCUCAAUGGCCUUUAGCAGUGUGAUAGCUUCAUGUUGGAUACUAUUCGGAGGUUAUGUCGCUGCAGGGAAGAAGCCAGUAUGGCCCGGUAUAGCUAUACUAUUACAGAAUUUACUGCUAUGUGUAUCUUCGAUGUUGUUUAAAUUCGGUAGAAAAGAUGUUGACGAAUUCUAA
Messenger RNA from Trichobilharzia szidati, 5853 nucleotides. NCBI's taxonomy places the organism in Eukaryota, Metazoa, Platyhelminthes, Trematoda, Strigeidida, Schistosomatidae. The record is from the annotation of a GenBank genome assembly.